UAUAUACAUACAUUUUCGUAUAAGUUGCAAUAAUGUACGUAGUAUAUAUACAGCAGCCCCGAGGCCGGAAUUGAAUACACACUUCUCUCCUCAUUUCACUCCGAUCCGCCAUGGCAGUUAUCAAAGCUCUCCACACCACUUUUGGAGUUUUUGGGAACAUAACUGGCUUGUUUUUGUUCUUGGCACCAAUGAUUACUUUCAAGAGGGUGAUAAAGAAGGGCUCAACUGAGGAGUUUUCAGGGAUACCAUAUGUUAUGACGCUGCUUAAUUGCUUGCUCUCUGCCUGGUACGGACUGCCGUUUAUAUCCCCAAACAACAUUCUGGUGUCAAUCAUCAAUGGAACAGGCGCGGGGCUGGAGGCAGUGUAUGUGCUCGUUUUCCUCUUCUUUGCACCGAAAAAGGAGAAGGCCAAAAUCUCAGGGCUAUUGGCCGUGGUGCUCACCAUCUUCUCCACAGUGGCGUUGGUGUCUGUGCUUGCCCUUCACCACAAUGCCAGGAAACUCUUGUGUGGUUUUGCUGCUGCGAUCUUCUCCAUCAUUAUGUACGGCUCACCCUUGUCCAUCAUGAGGACUGUGAUUAAGACGAAGAGCGUGGAGUUCAUGCCCUUCUUCUUAUCCAUGUUUGUUUUCCUAUGUGGUACUUCAUGGUUCGUCUAUGGUCUCCUUGGAAAGGACCCAUUCGUCGCGGUGCCAAACGGUGUCGGGUCUCUAUUGGGGAUGGUUCAACUGAUCUUGUACGCGAUAUAUCGCGAUAACAAUGGGAAAGACAAGAAAGCCACUAAUGAUGCUUCUAUCGAAAUGGGGGUUGAUAAUAAACCCAAGGGUCAAAAUGGAAUUGCAUGAGUUUUGAGCUUUUCCUUUAGGUUUCUUUGACGACCCAUGGCCGCAUGCAAGAAGCGACCUAGUCAACCAACAAAAAGAAAAAGACAAACCAAAUGCAAAAAUAGUUGUUUUCUAAAUUUUCGUCAUUGUAAUAUUUGCAGAAUUUGAAGUAUAUGACUAUUAAUUUUUAGUUAGUUUAUUCUUAUUUGUAUAUGUUAUGUUCCCAUUCUAACAAGUAGUCUCAAUCCUACUUGUGUUUAUGUUUUUGGAAUUGUGUGAAGUGAAAGUUUUAUGGAUGGAGUGAGUGAAAAUUUCUUUGAUAAAAUAAUACAGAGAAAACAUUCAAAUAGGCCCUCGUACUUGCCAGAAGUAGCCUUUGCACAUUGCCAGAACAAU
Molecule: messenger RNA, 1217 nt
Organism: Cuscuta epithymum
Lineage: Eukaryota; Viridiplantae; Streptophyta; Magnoliopsida; Solanales; Convolvulaceae
Source: the annotation of a GenBank genome assembly